Musa acuminata subsp. malaccensis (wild Malaysian banana) is the source of this 818-nucleotide messenger RNA. RefSeq lists its product as uncharacterized. NCBI's taxonomy places the organism in Eukaryota, Viridiplantae, Streptophyta, Magnoliopsida, Zingiberales, Musaceae. The record is from RefSeq and is a predicted model, not a curated record.
UUAAAUCCCGUUGAGUACAUCUGUUUGGUUUCCAGUCAAAGCUCGCACAUUGUGGUUCUGAGAUUUAUUUUGGGCGUAUCAAAAGAAUGUAAAAUUUAGCAAGUGAAAUGUAAUAGACUAUGUUCGACUUUGUUAAUGUUGAGCCUAAUUCUAUUAAAACAUUGAAUUUAUCAUGAUCCUGUUGUUCAUUGUUCCGCUCAUUUCUGCUUAAUAACAAAAUAUGCUUCUUAUAUGGCACCAGUGAGUUGGCAAUAGGACUAUAGAAUCAUUGUUCCACAGCUGUGUUUAUCCUAGUAUAAUGUCACCUUCUUCGGCAGUCCCUUUCAUUGAUACAGAGCCACAAUUAUGGCUCAUAAUCCGCAAUUACUAAGCUAUUAUCUCGGAGCGCCAAGCGAAAGGGAAAUUACUCCGGGGAGCCUCACAUUGGAGAAGAAGAGAAAACUUGAUGAUUCGGAUCAAUACCUCGAUCUAUCCAGUGAUGUCAAAGAGAUUAUUUUGGCCCUGAAGCAUGCCAGAAAAAACAGCACAGGAGUUGCAGAACAAGGAGACUGUAUCGAGGUCUACUUGAGGGAACAACAUCAUGUGGAUAAACUUUUGAGUCUUCUCAAUUAUAAGGAAUAUUCUGCACUGCAAUUUCACAGCAUUAAAGUCGUCAGUAUAAUUUGUCGGUCUGCAGACUUCGUGGCUCUUAUGAAAUCUACCAACUGCAUCAGUCUACAAGGAUACAGGACUUUAUCACAGAUAUUCCCAGCAAAAUCUUCAAUAAUCUGACUAAGAAACUUGCUGGAAUCAUUCAGGAGGCAUGGGAUGUUGCAUAC